This is a messenger RNA of Euleptes europaea (tarantolino), 735 nucleotides long. RefSeq names its product collagen triple helix repeat containing 1 (gene CTHRC1). The transcript is spliced from 4 exons. The record is from RefSeq and is a predicted model, not a curated record. NCBI's taxonomy places the organism in Eukaryota, Metazoa, Chordata, Lepidosauria, Squamata, Sphaerodactylidae. The coding region runs from base 6 to 713 and encodes 235 amino acids.
CAGCCAUGGAGCGCCUCUCGCCCGCCGCGCUCCUCCUGCUGCUCCUGCUGGCCGCGAAGCCCGCGCCCGGCGCCUCGGAGAGCCCCAAAGCCAAGGCCAAAGCCCUGCGCCAGAGGGAGGUGGUGGACGUGUAUAAUGGGAUGUGUUUGCAAGGACCUAAUGGUGUUCCUGGAAGAGAUGGAAAUCCUGGAGUCAACGGUAUCCCUGGGACACCUGGUAUCCCUGGUCGAGAUGGGCUUAAAGGAGAAAAAGGAGAAUGUAUGCGAGAGAGAUUUGAAGAAUCCUGGACUCCCAACUAUAAACAGUGUUCUUGGAGCGCUCUGAACUAUGGCAUAGACCUUGGAAAAAUUGCAGAAUGUACAUUCACAAAGAUGCGCACUAACAGUGCUUUAAGAGUUCUCUUCAGUGGAUCACUUCGACUCAAAUGCAGAAAUGCCUGUUGCCAACGCUGGUAUUUUACGUUUAAUGGAGCUGAGUGUUCUGGACCACUUCCUAUUGAGGCUAUAAUUUAUUUAGAUCAAGGAAGUCCAGAAUUAAAUUCCACUAUUAAUAUACACCGCACUUCUUCAGUGGAAGGAUUAUGUGAAGGAAUUAGUGCUGGCUUGGUGGAUGUUGCCAUUUGGGUUGGCACUUGCUCAGACUACCCAAGAGGAGAUGCUUCAACUGGAUGGAACUCAGUUUCCCGCAUCAUUAUAGAAGAAUUACCAAAAUAGAAUGCUCUUCCCAAGGCUCACC